Molecule: messenger RNA, 579 nt
Organism: Anopheles darlingi
Lineage: Eukaryota; Metazoa; Arthropoda; Insecta; Diptera; Culicidae
Exons: 2
Coding region: 1-579 (192 amino acids)
Source: RefSeq, a predicted model, not a curated record
AUGCUGACGAAAAAGGAAAAACUGCUCAUCCGUCCGUGGCAGAUGCAGCGGUACAUCAAUCAUCGCAUCAAGGUAGUGACUGCUGUGCCUGCGAUAGACUUUCACCCUCCGCCGGAACGAGUGCACAUUACACAGAAGCUAAAGAAGCAACAAAAGGAGCUGGAAAGAAAGGAGAAGAUCGAACAGGAAAACAUCCGGUUGCUGCAGCGUCUCGGGGCCAUCAUGAGCAAGAAGCGGCUGGAUAACAUUUGGACGUACACCCGUCCGAAUUUUCUUUGUCGGGAAUAUAUCUAUCCUGUACGCCCAAGGACCACUCCGGACACGUCAGGUCGUCGAGGAUCCUUUGCUCUGCCGCCGGAUGCCAACUGUUCCGAUUCGACAGUCUCACCGCUGGCCAAGAGUACGCGUUCCAUCCGUUGCAGUGCCUGCAAUUCUCCGCGUCGUCUGGCAACCCAGCUCAAUCGUGUAGCACCGGAAGGCCGCAUUCCUUGGGCGCCACAAAAGAAGACCACCAACCGCAAACUGCUGCAGGAGGCUGAAACGGAACAACACGUCUGCUGCCGGUUCUGUUGUUGCUGA